AAGCCUGUUGCUGGAGCCGGGCUGGAAUCAACGGCCAGUCCGUGUUGGAGUCUCCGCGAAUCCAGACACGCGUCGCUGGGCCAUCCGGAGUUUCGCCGGAGCCAGCCGGAGUCAGCCGGCAAGAGUCACCCCGACUGAAGUCAGCGAGCCAUUGGCGGCAAAAGCAGGACCAUGCGUGUCGUCGUGCUCCUGGUGGUGCUGGCUGCGGUCGCGCAGGGCACGCUCGCGGCGGGCACGAAGCCUGCCGCCAAGCCUGCUGCUAAGCCGGCUGCUAGGCCCAGCGCGCUAGGCGUGCGCCAGCAGGAAGACGAGUACGUAGACCCCGACACCAUCAAAGAAAUCUUCACCAGCACUCCUGGUUACGGCGGCGACAGCCAGAGUCAAAGCCAGAGUCAGGCCCAGGCCCAGAGCCAGAGUCUGGAUCAGUUUGGAGGCGAUGGCGCUCUUAGCCAAAGCCAAAGCCAGAGUCAGAGUCAGAGCCAAAGCCAGUUUGGCGAUGAUCUGAGUCAGAGUCAAAGCCAGAGUCAGAGUCAGAGCCAGAGCCAGAGUUUGGGCGGACUGAGCCAGAGCCAGAGCCAAAGUCAAAGUCAGAGUCAAAGCCAGGGCCAGAGUUACGGCCCGGACAACGAACCGAGCCAGGAGUUCAUCUGCAGCGUGUUCGGCGGCGCCACCUGCCCCUCGGACCAGCCAGCAGGACCGGAUUCGUGCCUCUGCGAGAACGGCGAUGACUGCAAAUGCGUGCCUUACUAUCAGUGCGACCAGAAGGACGGCGGCUUCAACGAGUUUGGCGAAGGCGUCAUCGACAUUAGGCAAGACCACAAGAACAACACCUGCCACUACCUGCAGAAGUGCUGCAAGACGUCCGGCAUCGCCAACCUCCCGCCCGUGCCGCCGCCCACGCCCACCGACCCCAGCCCCCUGCCGCCGUACCAGGGCCCCGGCGGCCCCGGGCCCGAGGACCACCCCACCUACGCGCCGGUCGACCCCAGCUACCCCGGGCCUCAGGACGGCGGCCACACCCCGGGCUCGCCCCCCUUCGACCCCAUGCACACCCCGGCGCCGCCCGUCAUCAGGCCCAGCGCGGGCAAGUGCGGCCAGCGCAACCCCGAGGGCAUCGGCGUGCGCAUCACGGGCGACGAGGACGGCGAGGCGCAGUUCGGCGAGUUCCCCUGGAUGGUGGCCAUCCUCAAGGUGGAGAAGAGCGACGACGACAAGACGCGCAACCUGUACCAGUGCGGCGGCGCGCUCAUCGCCCCCGAGGUGGUGCUCACGGCCGCGCACUGCGUCAAGAACAAGAAUAACCCGUCGCAGCUCAAGAUCCGUGCGGGCGAAUGGGACACGCAGACCUCCAAGGAGAUGUACCACCACCAGGAUCGCACCGUCCGGGCCGUGUCCAUCCACCCCGAGUACUACGCCGGCGCGGUGCACAACGACGUGGCGCUCCUCUUCCUGGAGACCCCUGUGCACAUCGGCUACCACAUCGGCACCAUCUGUAUGCCGGAGCAGAACCAGAUCUUCGACUACGAAAAGUGCUUCGUCAGUGGUUGGGGCAAGGACAAAUUCGGCCAGCAGGGGCGGUACCAGGUGAUUCUGAAGAAGCUGGAGCUGCCCGUCGUGCCGCACAACCAGUGCCAGGAACAGCUGCGCAAGACCCGGCUCGGGGCGUACUUCACCCUGCACGACAGCUUCAUCUGUGCCGGCGGCGAGGAGGGGAAGGACACAUGCAAGGGCGACGGUGGAAGCCCCCUGGUGUGCCCCAUCCACGGCCAGCAAGGGCGCUACCAGCUGGCCGGAACGGUGGCCUGGGGCAUCGACUGCGGGCUGGCAGGCGUCCCAGGCGUGUACGGCAACGUGGCGCUCUUCAGGAACUGGGUGGACAAGGAGAUGGCGAACCACUUUGUCUCCACUGCCUCCUACGAGACCAUUCCGACCAUGCCGAUGGAGAUCUUCCACUCCGUACCAGCAACUUUUACUCACUCUCCAACCCCUUUCAUCCUCCGAGGUCCCUCUGGACGAGGCACUUGCACUCACCCUCGUGUUCUGCCCUUCCAGAGCGUCCUGCCCGGCCUGGCCAUGCUCUUCCAGGCCGCCCUGCCGGUCCUCCUGGCCGCCCUGGCCGCCGCCGUGCCAGCCAAGUUGCCGCCGGCCGCGGCGCCGGCCCCGCCCCCGGCCCAGGCCGCGUCCUCGGACGGCAAGCUUCCCGCCGACAUCCUCUGCAGCGUGUACGGCGGCUCUUACUGCAAGGGCGUCCCUCAGCAAGCGCAGCCGACCCGCAGCAAGCGCCAGGAGCCCGUGGAUCCGGACCAGUGCGCAAUCUUUGGCGGCCCCAGCUGCCAGGGGCAGGCGGCGGAGGGCGGCUCGGAGCCCGCCCGCAAUCCGCGGCAGGACCAGGACGCCGGCACCGUCCCCGCGGACCUCGACCCGAACCAGAUCUGCAGCAUCUUCGGCGGACCCACCUGCCCGCCCUCCGACCAGAACAAGGUCUACGACCCGUGCUUGUGCCCCAGCGGCCAAGGCGAAGGCUGCGAGUGCGUCCCGUACUACCAGUGCGACAACGACACGGGCUCGUUCAACACGGACGGCAAAGGCGUCAUCGACAUCCGCCAGAAGCAGGACCGGGAAGAGUUCGACGCGAGCGCCCCCAACUCGACGUGCUCGCACUACCUGCAGCAGUGCUGCAGAAUUCGGUCGGGCAGCGGUCCCUCGUCGGAGGCCCCCUGGCCCACCCCUGACCCCUACCCUACACCGGACACCUACCCUACACCGGACCCCAUCCCUUCGCCUAAACCCGUUCCCGGCCCUCACCCCGUCACCCAGCCCAAGUGCGGCGUUCGCCACGGGGGCGGCAUCGGCAAGAGGAUAUCCGGGGCCAUGCACGACGAGGCGGACUUCGGAGAGAUCCCCUGGAUGGUGGCCAUCCUGAAGAAGAGGCAGGCGGAGCACGACUACAUGUGCGGAGGUGGGCUGAUCGCGCCCAACGUCGUGCUGACGGCCGCGCACUGCGUCGACGGGAAGUCGGCGAGCAGCAUGAAGAUCCGCGCCGGCGAGUGGGACUCGCGAACCGAGCUGGAGGCCUACCGCCACCAGGACAGGGACGUGGACGCCAUCGUGCAGCACCCCGACUACGUGCCGCAGUCGCUGCACAACGACGUGGCCCUUCUCAUCCUCCGCGAGCCCGUCAAGGUCGGCUUCCACAUCGGCACCAUCUGCCUGCCCGACCAGGACCAGAACUUCGACUACAAGAGCUGUCUCGUCAGCGGCUGGGGGAAGAACGUCUUCGGCAAGGAGGGCGUCUACCAGAACAUCCUGCGCCGCAUCGACGACCUGCCCGUGGUGCCGCACGCCCAGUGCCAGGAGAAGCUGCGCAGGACCCGGGUGGGCCCGUACUUCAAGCUCAACAAGAGCUUCAUGUGUGCCGGCGGCGUCAAAGGGAAGGACGCGUGCACG
Messenger RNA from Frankliniella occidentalis (western flower thrips), 3447 nucleotides. RefSeq lists its product as uncharacterized. Gene Ontology annotation, molecular function: serine-type endopeptidase activity. The record is from RefSeq and is a predicted model, not a curated record. Gene Ontology annotation, biological process: proteolysis. NCBI's taxonomy places the organism in Eukaryota, Metazoa, Arthropoda, Insecta, Thysanoptera, Thripidae.